UUUCUUGGCUGUGUAAACACUGAGGGCUGAAAUAAAAGAGUGGCUGUGAGCUCACACCCAGUACAGCAGUCAUGAUGAAGGCCACUGUUCUCCUCUGUGCAGCUCUUAUGCUCCUGCUUUCUGGGACUUUCACUGAAGAGAGUGAAGUUGUUCCUUUCAAUGUGAUGGUGAACAACAGCUUGAUGGGCCUGGCUCCAGUGACCUUCAGCACUGAUGUGUUUCCCAGAGGGAUCCUGCUAGGAGGUCUGAGAAGACUCAUGGCCUCUAAUGGAGACUUUAAGUUCUCCUACAAAGAGGAUCCAAACUACGGCCCUUUCCUUGAGAGUGUGAACGGCGUGGCAGGGAACAAUAAUGACCACACGUACUGGGAGCUGCUAGUCAAGACUCCAGAUGGAGAGAUCAAAAGACCUGAUGUUGGAAUUGGAUGCUACAUUCCCAGCCCGAAUGAGAAAAUCAUCUUGAAAUUUUCAAAGUGGUAAAGACUCAUCAGCCUGUAGAAUUGCAACAACAUGACCCUGUGAUAGAAUAAAUGCUGGAUUUUUCCAUGUGUUUAUCAAACAGGUGAAUAAAAAAUUCU
Molecule: messenger RNA, 577 nt
Organism: Cheilinus undulatus (humphead wrasse)
Lineage: Eukaryota; Metazoa; Chordata; Actinopteri; Labriformes; Labridae
Gene: tcnba
Product: transcobalamin beta a
Exons: 4
Coding region: 72-479 (135 amino acids)
Biological process (GO): cobalamin transport
Molecular function (GO): cobalamin binding
Source: RefSeq, a predicted model, not a curated record